Molecule: messenger RNA, 675 nt
Organism: Prunus armeniaca (apricot)
Lineage: Eukaryota; Viridiplantae; Streptophyta; Magnoliopsida; Rosales; Rosaceae
Source: the annotation of a GenBank genome assembly
AUGAUUGAGAAAAAUGGUACACGGGAACUGGUGGCCAGACCAACUAAGAAACCAGUUGUUGGAGUCAAGUGGGUUUACAAAACCAAGCUAAACUUGGAUGGUUUUGUCCAAAAUAAUAAGGCAAGGUUAGUUGCCAAAGGGUAUGCUCAAAAACCUAGAUUGGACUACAAUGAAACCCAUGCUUCUGUCGAUAGAUUGGACAUCAUUAUAACUCUCAUUGCCCUUGUUGUUCAGAAAGAAAGGAAGCUAUAUCAGCUUGAUGUAAAAUCAGCCUUUCUAAAUGGUGUGUUGCAAGAAGAAGUCUAUAUACACCAACCAGAGGGAUUUGUGGUAAAAGGCAAGGAAGACAAAGUGUAUAGACUGCACAAAGCUCUCUGUGUGUUAAAACAGGCACCUAGAGCUUGGUAUGGAGAGAUAGACACCUACUUCAUGCAGUGUGGCUUUGAGAAAAGUCUAAGUGAAACUACCUUGUAUACAAAGACAAGGGGAGACAGAGAUAUUCUAAUUGUCUCUACUUAUGUUGAUGUCAUUUUGUAUACAGGGAGUAGCAAGGAAUUGUUGGAAGAAUUCAAAGAGGACAUGAAGAUGAAAUAUGAGAUGAUAGACUUGGGCCUUCUACAUCAUUUUCUUGGUAUGGGAGUGGUUCAAACAAACUCUAGCAUAUUCAUUCAUUAG